AUGCUACAAGAACGAGCCAACCGAAAAAUCAAGCUGCCUCCAUCAAGUGUUGCCUCCCCCUCGACAGCCAGGGCAACGGCCAUCCUCCUCAAGAAUCCUCUUAACAAACACAGCCUAAACCCGCAAGUACACGGGAGAAAACUCGAAUCUGUACAAUCGAAAUCCUCAAAGCAUAUCGGGCAUGAAGUGGGGUCCGGCCCAACAUUCUUGCAUCCCCAAACCGAACCUCGUCCAAAGUGCAGCUCUGAAUUCAAGGGUAAGCUAUACUGCUUCGAAAGAUUAGGCAAGUUCUGGGGGCGGCAAGUAUCGUCUGGCCGCCAAGCACAGCGAUUGACCAAAAUACCCUUUUUCCCUCCAUUCUCCGAGCGCGCGCUUAAAUUAUCGACCCCCAUAGCAGUUUCAUGCUUUGGUGAGGGUUCACCCUUAGUGCUCUGCAAAUGCACUGGUGGGACUUCGUGA
Striga asiatica is the source of this 459-nucleotide messenger RNA. The record is from the annotation of a GenBank genome assembly. NCBI's taxonomy places the organism in Eukaryota, Viridiplantae, Streptophyta, Magnoliopsida, Lamiales, Orobanchaceae.